Pungitius pungitius (ninespine stickleback) is the source of this 2439-nucleotide messenger RNA. It is a transcript of the gene zbtb16a, whose product is annotated as zinc finger and BTB domain containing 16a. Lineage: Eukaryota; Metazoa; Chordata; Actinopteri; Perciformes; Gasterosteidae. Gene Ontology annotation, molecular function: protein binding; DNA-binding transcription factor activity, RNA polymerase II-specific; RNA polymerase II cis-regulatory region sequence-specific DNA binding. Gene Ontology annotation, biological process: regulation of transcription by RNA polymerase II. The record is from RefSeq and is a predicted model, not a curated record.
GUAGCGCGCAGGCGUUUGACACGAGACAGCCCCCUAGGUGUCUCACUUUUCUUAGUGUUUGGUGUGUGUGUGCGUGCGUGUGUGUUUGCUGUGUGUGUGUGUGUGUGGCUGGAGCGCGGUGCCGGCCCUGCUCGCACGCUCGCUCGUCUGGCUGCGUUGACGUCAGCGCCGUGUUGAUUUGCUCAGGCGGGGGGAAGAAAGGGGUUUAGUGCGCGUUGAGAGAGCGGGCACUGCGAACUGCCCCGACUAUGCUGUAGCCGCGCUCGCCUCCCCUCUCUCUCUCCCUGCACCGCACGGAAUCAAAAACGUGCCAACUUGGGUUUCGUCUUGUUUACAAACUUGGCUCAAAACGCUGCUGAACGGGGAAGGCUAGCCUCAUGAGUCGGCCUCGUGGAUUGCAUCGGUAUAAUGGAUUUGUCUAAAAUGGGUAUGAUACAGCUCCAAAACCCCAACCACCCCACUGCCCUGCUGCAGAAGGCCAACCAGAUGCGCCUGGCCGGGACUCUGUGCGACGUGGUCAUCAUGGUGGACAACCAGGAGUUCCACGCUCACCGGACUGUGCUUGCCUGCACCAGCAAAAUGUUCGAGAUCCUCUUUCAUCGCAGCAGCCAGCAUUACACCCUGGACUUUCUCUCACCAAAGACCUUUCAGCAGAUAUUGGAGUAUGCUUACACCGCCACGCUGCAGGCCAAGGUGGAGGACUUGGAUGACCUGCUGUAUGCGGCAGAGAUCCUGGAGAUCGAAUACCUGGAGGAGCAAUGCCUCAAGAUACUGGAAACCAUCCAGUCCUCGGAUGACAACGACACGGAGGUCAACCUCAACGACGGGAGCACGGAGGAGGACGAGGAGCGCAAAGGCCACAACGGAGCCAAGAACUCCAAAAAGCAUUCCGUGCAGAGUCCCUAUCUGUCGGGCAGCCAGCAAGUCGCCAUCAUGACCGGCAUGGUGGAUCAAAGUCCCUCGGUCUCCACCUCCUUCGGUGUCUCCACCCUGAGUCCCACCAAAGCCGCCGUGGACAGCCUGAUGAGCAUCGGUCAGUCUCUGCUGCAGCAGGGCUUUGGGGGCGAGCACGCUCUCCAGGGCAACUCCCAGCCCCUGAUGACCGAGAUCAAGACGGAAAUGAUGCAGGUGGACAUGGGCGGCAACGGCAACGACAGCCCUCCGAACAUGGAGUCCAGCGCCUCCAGCAACGGAAGAGCGCAGCGCGAGGACAGGAACCGGGACGGUCCGGGCACGCCGACCCGCAGCAGCGUGAUCACCAGCGCCCGCGAGCUGCACUACGUCCGGGACGAAGCCAUGGGCGACCCGCAGCCGACGGCGGGCGGCCAGAUGGGCCUGGAAGCGAUGGCGGGGAUGACGGAGAAGCAUCUCGCCUCGCUGUACUCCCUGCCCGCCAAUCACAAAGCAGAGGCCUUCAUGUCCAUGCCGGCGUCCAUGGCGGCGUCCAUGGCCUCUGCUCUCCCCAUGUCCCCGGCCCUGGCAAUGUCUAUGGACUUCAGUGCCUACGGGGGACUCCUGCCGCAGAGCUUCAUCCAGAGGGAAUUCUUCAGCAAGCUCGGGGAGCUGGCUGUGGGCAUGAAACCGGACGGCAGGAACCAGCAGGAACGUUGCAAUGUCUGCGGGGCAGAACUACCCGAUAACGAAGCCGUGGAGCAGCACAGGAAGAUGCACAGUGGAAUGAAGACCUACGGCUGUGAGCUGUGCGGGAAGAGCUUCCUGGACAGUCUCCGUCUGCGGAUGCACUUGCUGUCUCACUCGGCUGGUGAGAAGGCCAUCGUCUGUGACCAGUGUGGCGCCCAGUUCCAAACUGAGGAAUCCCUGGAGGCUCAUCGGCAGAUCCACACCGGCUCCGACAUGGCCAUCUUUUGCCUGCUCUGCGGGAAGCGCUUCCAGACGCAGCCGGCGCUGCAGCAGCACAUGGAGGUGCACGCCGGCGUCCGCAGCUACAUUUGCAGCGAAUGCAACCGGACUUUCCCCAGCCACACUGCGCUCAAGCGCCACCUGCGCUCGCACACAGCAGGGGACCAUCCGUACGAGUGCGAGUUCUGCGGGAGCUGCUUCCGCGACGAGAGCACGUUGAAGGGCCACAAGCGCAUCCACACCGGGGAGAAGCCCUACGAAUGUAACGGCUGCGGGAAGAAGUUCAGCCUCAAGCACCAGCUGGAGACCCACUACCGCGUGCACACAGGUGAGAAGCCAUUUGAGUGCAAGCUUUGCCACCAGCGAUCCAGGGACUACUCGGCCAUGAUCAAGCACCUGCGCACCCACAACGGCGCCUCGCCCUACCAAUGCACCAUCUGCCUGGAUUACUGCCCCAGCCUGUCCGCCAUGCAGAAGCACAUGAAGGGCCACAAGCCCGAAGACGUGCCCCCGGACUGGCGCAUAGAGAAGACCUACCUGUACCUCUGCUACGUCUGAGGCCCGGGAGAGUGAACGGAG